Molecule: messenger RNA, 1242 nt
Organism: Candidozyma duobushaemuli
Lineage: Eukaryota; Fungi; Ascomycota; Pichiomycetes; Serinales; Metschnikowiaceae
Gene: FAD2
Product: Fad2p
Exons: 1
Coding region: 1-1242 (413 amino acids)
Biological process (GO): lipid metabolic process
Molecular function (GO): oxidoreductase activity
Source: RefSeq, a predicted model, not a curated record
AUGUCCAGUACGUUAGCGUCCACUCUGGGCGCCUCAUUCGGUUCCGCCUCUGUUUCCAAAAAGGGAAACGUGGCUUCCUUCUCCCUGAAGGCCACCGCCAUCGACACCUAUGGUAACACCUUUGAGGCUCCAGACUACUCCAUCAAGGAUAUCCUCAGGGCCAUUCCUUCCCACUGCUACGAGAGACGUCUCGCUGAGUCCAUGUGGUAUGUCUUUAGAGACAUUGCCUGUAUGACUGCUUUUGGUUACGUUGCACAGAACUACAUCCACCUUUUGCCUUACUCGGGGCUCCGUUUCGCUGCUUGGGCUUUUUACACGUAUGUUCAGGGCCUUUUCGGCACGGGUUUGUGGGUCUUGGCCCACGAGUGUGGUCACUCUGCCUUUUCCGACUACGGCUGGGUCAACGACACUGUCGGCUGGGUCCUUCACUCGUACUGGUUUGUGCCUUACUUCUCGUGGAAGUUCUCCCACGGUAAGCACCACAAGGCCACUGGCCACUUGGACAGAGACAUGGUCUUUGUGCCUCACACCAAGGAGUCUUUCAUGGACAAGCACCACGCUCACUCACUUGAGGAGAUUGCCAGCGACUCUCCCAUCUACUCGUUGGGCCACUUGUUGGGCCAGCAGUUGGGCGGUUGGAUCAUGUACCUUUUCACCAACGUGACUGGCCAGAAGGUCGCCAAUUCUGCCUGGGGUAUGAACCACUUCAACCCUAGCUCCGCCAUCUUUGAGAAGAGAGACUACUGGUACAUUGUCAUGAGUGACAUUGGUGUCUUGACCCAGGCUUUGGUCUUGUACACUUGGUACAAGAACUUUGGCGCUUUCAACGUUCUCGUCCACUGGGCCAUUCCUUACCUUUUCGUUAACCACUGGUUGGUGUUCAUCACGUUCCUUCAGCACCUGGACCCCAAGAUGCCCCACUACGAGGCUCACCAGUGGAACUUUGCCAGAGGCGCUGCUGCCACAAUUGACCGUGAAUUCGGCUUUGUCGGUAAGUACAUUUUCCACGACAUCAUCGAGACUCACGUGUUGCACCACUACUGCUCGAGAAUUCCCUUCUACAACGCCCGUGAGGCUUCUGAGGCCAUCAAGAAGGUCAUGGGCCACCACUACCAGCAUUCUGACGAGAGCAUGUGGAAGUCCUUGUGGAAGUCCGCCAGAAUGUGCCAAUACGUCGACGGUGACGAUGGUGUGAUGAUGUACAGAAACGUGAACGGGUUCGGUGUCGACCCUAAGAAGUAG